Molecule: messenger RNA, 303 nt
Organism: Anisakis simplex (herring worm)
Lineage: Eukaryota; Metazoa; Nematoda; Chromadorea; Rhabditida; Anisakidae
Source: the annotation of a GenBank genome assembly
AUGUCACAUACAAUUUUAUUGAUACAACCAACCGUACGUCACGACUCGAGGUCGUGGACUGAUUUUGAGUCGGUCAGUGACUGUAUUGAAGGAGUUUGUAAGAUAUUCGAAGAGAAUCUAAAGAAGUUGAAUCCGAAUUCAGCGUCCAUAACGUACGACGUUCAAAAUUUAUUCGAAUUUUUGGAUCGAUUGACAGAUUUGUCGUGUUUGGUGUGGCAAGAGGACGUACAGGCAUAUACGGCGCAUAAUAAACAGUGGAUUAAGGACCAGAUUUAUGCUUUAUUGAGAAAACAGGCUGCGAAC